Messenger RNA from Neocloeon triangulifer, 1174 nucleotides. RefSeq lists its product as uncharacterized. Bases 1 to 1113 code for a protein of 370 amino acids. Gene Ontology annotation, biological process: sensory perception of taste. Lineage: Eukaryota; Metazoa; Arthropoda; Insecta; Ephemeroptera; Baetidae. The record is from RefSeq and is a predicted model, not a curated record. Gene Ontology annotation, cellular component: membrane. The transcript is spliced from 4 exons.
AUGGACCUGUCGCAGGCGCUGCUCUUUUCGGACGGCCUGGCCACUCUGCUCGGACUGAAAUGCCACUUCGCGACCGGCGCCAAACGGUCUGUCAACGUUGUCUACUGCAUCGUAGGCUUGACCUUCAAGAUAUUGGUCAGCGUGUUGUGUCUGCGAGGCGUGUUGCAGCACCUCUUCUCCGACGGCCUCAACGUCACCAACAUGGUCCUGCUCGCCUCCUACAAAUUCACCUCGGUGCUGCUCUUCCUCGGAGUAAUUUUCUUCCACCUGAAAAAACACGCAGCCUUCGUGAAUAUCUAUCAUUCUCUUUCGAACGAGGCGAUCAAUUUGGGAUGUUUCCAAGCGUUGUUCGCAUUCCUCAAAUUUUACUCCGCCUGUGUCGGAAUAAUCGCGGCGAUCGUAAUCUGGGGAUUGUUUUGGUUUCAAGCGACGCAGCUGAGCUUUGGCUACUCAAUCGACUUAGCUCAUUCCGCGCUCACUUUUUACGCGUGCGUUUACUUCGAAUUGAAAUUUGCACUCGUGGCCAAAACCACGGAAUUUUUAUUCAAAGAAAUCAAUUUGAACAUUUGCGCUGCGAAAAAUAGUCCGAAAUGGGUGGCUGAAGUUUUUCCAGCUUUGAGAAAAACGCAUAAAAAUUUGUACGCGGCCACCGAAGAGGCCAAUUCGACAUUUCAGCUUUUGUUGAUGCUGACGGAAAUUUUGCAAUUCCAAGUGAUGAUCUACUCGGGGUACAUUUUCAUCAUCGACUGCUGGGACUUGGAAGACAAGUUCACCAAAUUAAAAAUCAAAAUCUUGAUCGCCUCUGCCGCAUACUGGAUCGCAAUCAUCUCCAAUUAUAUUCAUUUGGUGUCAGCAUGUUCAAAUUCAUUAUCAACGGCGCAGGAAACUGCAAGCAAAUUAUUGAGAGUUGAAGUGGAGACCACAAAUGAUGUAAUACGAGAAGAAGCAGCACUAUUUCGAACUCAAAUUCUCCACUACAAGCACUUUACUUUCAACAUUUUUGGACUGGUUUGCAUAAACAAAGCCUACGUUUUUAUGGUUUUUGGUGCGUUGACGACCUAUUUAGCCACUCUUGUUCAGUUUCAUUUGCUUGCAUCACAAUUUGCAGAGUAAUUUAAAAAAAAAUUCAACCUUUUUUAAUUUGAAAAGUUCCACAAAGAACAUACGUGCAUGC